This is a messenger RNA of Lingula anatina, 2529 nucleotides long. RefSeq names its product mismatch repair endonuclease PMS2. NCBI's taxonomy places the organism in Eukaryota, Metazoa, Brachiopoda, Lingulata, Lingulida, Lingulidae. Gene Ontology annotation, molecular function: ATP-dependent DNA damage sensor activity; ATP hydrolysis activity; mismatched DNA binding. Gene Ontology annotation, biological process: mismatch repair. The record is from RefSeq and is a predicted model, not a curated record. Gene Ontology annotation, cellular component: MutLalpha complex.
AUGGUCAUCUAUCAUGCUAUCCAUCAGGCUGACCAUGUGAUGGACAUUUAUCUGGACCAUUCCUCUCUGAUGAAAAUGUUUGAGCCUAGAGGUAGAAUGUAUACAAUGACGAAUCCUGUCCUGUCUUCCUUCCCUACCAUACUGACAAGUCAAGUGUCUACAUUGACCAGUUCAGUGUCUGCAUUGACCAGUCCGGUGUCUACACUGACCAGUCCAGUGUCUGCAUUGACCAGUCCGGUGUCUACAUCUGCAAAGCCAGAUCAAAAUGAAAAGAAACCAGUGCCAUCCACACUCGCAAAGCUGAAAAGGUGUUUCUCCAGUGCAUUUGCCAAAGAUGUCCAGCAGGCUGAUGGAUCUCCUGUGUCAAAACAGAGAUGUCUUGAUAGUUUUGUGUCACUGCACAGUUUCAAGUCUAAAACUUCCUCUGAGAAAAUUCUUAACCAAAGUGGCAAUGGUCUUCAUCUUAAAUCAUCACCAGACUCUGCAUUUGCUUCACAGGAAACUUAUGCGAGUCAGAUUUCAGAUGGAGCAGAUUCCGAGUCAAUAUCAGACAUCCACAUAUUGGAGGAUUCUGUGUCCCAAGGACCGCCUUUCAACCAUUCGUGGAACAGAAUGACAGAAGACGAUGAUUCGCCUUUAAAUGUUGUAGAUUCUGAUAGUUUAACAACAUAUGGUCAACAUAAUGAUAGAGACAGUUGUGCAAAUAAUAUUUAUCUAGGCUUUACAAAUAAGACUUUAGAGUCAAGUUCAAAUUCAAAGUCAGAUUUUCACUUGGAAAACAGGACUAAGUCUUUAAUUUUUCAUGCUGAAGAAUUAUCUGAUAGACAAAUGGCAGAUGAUUCUGCAAGCAACUUAGGAGGGAAAUGUGUAAUAUCUGAUGGUGACAUCAGUUCAAAACAUUUACCAUCUGCUAUAAGAGAAGUUUUUUCAUCAAACAAUACAGUUAAAGAUGGUGGAAAUAGUGAAAGCGUCAAAGAAGCUGACAGUCGCCACAAAUUUGAUGAGACUGUGGCAGAGGGAGAGAAUCUGAAUAAUAUACAAGUGACACAAAAAGAAGUGGACCAGUUUGAAAGUGUGAAACGAAAAGAGCAUGCUAUUCCCUUCUCCAUGUCUGAUCUGAAGGAAAUGCUACAGAAGAGAAGAGAAUUGAGUAAAGAAGAAUCAGGGGAGGUGUGCAGAAAGUUUAGAGCCACUAUCUCUCCAACUGACAAUACAACAGCCGAGGAAGAACUGAAAAAAGAGAUAAGGUUAUCAUUUAGUUUUUCUUAUAUAAUAAAACAUUGCAAGACAUUGUCAAGUAGAUGGGAGAUGUCCUCUCUGAUGAAAAUGUUUGAGCCUAGAGGUAGAAUGUAUACAAUGACGAAUCCUGUCCUGUCUUCCCUCCCUACCAUACUGACAAGUCCAGUGUCUACAUUGACCAGUCCAGUGUCUACAUUGACCAGUUCGGUGUCUACAUUGACCAGUCCAGUGUCUGCAUUGACCAGUUCGGUGUCUACAUUGACCAGUCCAACAUCUGCAAAGCCAGAUCAAAAUGAAAAGAAACCAGUGCCAUCCACACUCGCAAAGCUGAAAAGGUGUUUCUCCAGUGCAUUUGCCAAAGAUGUCCAGCAGGCUGAUGGAUCUCCUGUGUCAAAACAGAGAUGUCUUGAUAGUUUUGUGUCAUUGCACAGUUUCAAGUCUAAAACUUCCUCUGAGAAAAUUCUUAACCAAAGUGGCAAUGGUCUUCAUCUUAAAUCAUCACCAGACUCUGCAUUUGCUUCACAGGAAACUUACGCAAGUCAGAUUUCAGAUGGAGCAGAUUCCGAGUCAAUAUCAGACAUCCACAUAUUGGAGGAUUCUGUGUCCCAAGGACCGCCUUUCAACCAGUCGUGGAACAGAAUGACAGAAGACGAUGAUUCACCUUUAAAUGUUGUAGAUUCUGAUAGUUUAACAACAUAUGGUCAACAUAAUGAUAGAGACAGUUGUGCAAAUGAUGUUUAUCUAGGCUUUACAAAUAAGACUUUAGAGUCAAGUUCAAAUUCAAAGUCAGAUUUUCACCUGGAAAACAGGACUAAGUCUUUAAUUUUUCAUGCUGAAGAAUUAUCUGAUAGACAAAUGGCAGAGGAUUCUGCAAGCAACUUAGGAGGGAAAUGUGUAAUAUCUGAUACUGACAUCAGUUCAAAACAUUUACCAUCUGCUAUAAGAGAAGUUUUUUCAUCAAACAAUACAGUUAAAGAUGGUGGAAAUAGUGAAAGUGUCAAAGAAGCUGACAGUCGCCACAAAUUUGAUGAGACUGUGGCAGAGGGAGAGAAUCUGAAUAAUAUACAAGUGAUACAAAAAGAAGUGGACCAGUUUGAAAGUGUGAAACGAAAAGAGCAUGCUAUUCCCUUCUCCAUGUCUGAUCUGAAGGAAAUGCUACAGAAGAGAAGAGAACUGGGUAAAGAAGAGUCAGGGGAAGUGUGCAGAAAGUUUAGAGCCACUAUCUCUCCAACUGACAAUACAACAGCCGAGGAAGAACUGAAAAAAGAGAUAAGGUUAAUUAUCAUUUAG